AUGUACGCCAGCAACGUCGUCCUCUUCGCCCUUAGCGCCCUGACCGCUUCCGCAAGCCCUCUGCUCCAGCAGCGCUCCUCUUACACUGCCUGCGCCACUGGCAUGUACAACAACAUGCAAUGUUGCAAGGAAAGCCUCGUUGGAGUUGCCGCCUUUGAAUGCAAGGCUCCCUCCAAGGAGCCCUCCAGCCUCGACGAGUUCAAGAGCCUCUGUGGUGCCCCCGCAGUUCACCCUCUGUGUUGCACCAUUCCUAUUGCUGGUCAGGACCUUCUCUGCAUGGACCCCCUCCCUGACAUGUCCGCCAUGUCUUCCAUGGGCAGCUCUAUGGGCGGUUCUAAGGGAGCCUCUGGCUCUUCCGGUAUGCCCUCCAUGGGCUCUGGCUCCACUGGCUCCACCGGUCUGCCCUCCACCCGCUAA
Messenger RNA from Penicillium salamii, 417 nucleotides. The record is from the annotation of a GenBank genome assembly. NCBI's taxonomy places the organism in Eukaryota, Fungi, Ascomycota, Eurotiomycetes, Eurotiales, Aspergillaceae.